AUCCAAUAUCCACAAGGGAUAACAAGACAAGGCCAUGGCCGCCGCCUUCGCCUUCGCCUCCGCCUCCGCCUCCUCCGUUCCCCUCUCAACCACCAUCAAUAAUACAUCCCCCAAACCACACAUCUCCUUAACAGCAUUCCGUCGCCCCCUCACGAAGCUCCACGUGUCCUCUGAAGCGACUGCGGCGGCAACCCCCCAAAAGAAGGAAGAGAGCAUAUUCUUCGAUGGCGGGGCCCACUACGGCGACCUGGUGGCCAACCUGGUCCUGGGGUUCACUCUGGUGUGGCUGCCGCUGAGCCUGGCCGCCGUGUUCCGGGCCUUCUUCCUCCGCUACAGGUUCACCGACGUCAGGGUCACCGUCAUUUCCGGGCUGACCGGCCAGGACAGGAGCGACUUCUCCUACGAGGUUGUCAAGGAUGUGCAGGUCGUCCCCAGGUUUAUUGGGGAGUGGGGUGACGUCAUCAUCACCUUGAAAGAUGGUACCAAGCUUGAUCUCAGGAGUGUCCCCAAGUUUAGGGAGAUUGCCAAAUACUGCUUGUCUAUGGCUGAUUCUCAUAAUCAAACUGCCUAAACCCUUUUCACCUUUUUUUUUUAUUCUUCAAUCUACAUUUUGUUAUCUAUUGUGUGCUACAUUUGUUAUAUAUAAAUUGAUUUUAUGCUCA
Salvia hispanica is the source of this 662-nucleotide messenger RNA. Its product is annotated as NAD(P)-linked oxidoreductase superfamily protein. NCBI's taxonomy places the organism in Eukaryota, Viridiplantae, Streptophyta, Magnoliopsida, Lamiales, Lamiaceae. The record is from RefSeq and is a predicted model, not a curated record.